Molecule: messenger RNA, 1037 nt
Organism: Physcomitrium patens
Lineage: Eukaryota; Viridiplantae; Streptophyta; Bryopsida; Funariales; Funariaceae
Source: RefSeq, a predicted model, not a curated record
CCGGCGCGACGCCGCGCAACUUGGCGCAGUCGGAGGCCUCAGCGUCUCGCUACAUAAGCCGUCCCCUUUCCCAUGUCCACUUGAGCGACCACUUCCAAGCUCGGCAUCUGCUUGUGCUCCCGUUCCGCAUAGCUGCUCCUUGUCUGCAUCACCCGUGAUUCCGUCACGCACCAUGGCCAAGCUUUUGUUCCUCGUUGCUGUUCUCGUGAUAGCUGCAGCCGUGGCGGCUGAUGCUCACGUAGCACCUGCUCCCGCUCCUGCCGCAGCGAAGGCUCCUGCGCCGACUCCGGUUCCCGCACCUGCUCGUGCCCCCUUCGUGAAGAAGGAUUCGAGCUUCUCGCUGAAGUGCGUCAUUCACAACGUGGCGACGAGGGACGUAGCGGUGAAGCUGGUCGUUCGGGGCAAGGACGCGGCGAAGCGUGUGGUGGCAAAGUCUGGGCAGUGGACCGCCAUCGGGCCCGUGAAGCUGGGGUGCUCCGUUCCGGUGGUGCACGUGUGGGUGACAGUGAAGAACAACAGGGGCUGGGCUGUGACGAAGAGCUUCCCGAUCAGGUUGGCCGAGUUUCUGAAGAACGUCGUGCCCAAGUGCACGAAGGUGCUGGCGCUGACGGCUUUUGAGAAGGCGAAGGCGAGGGGGAGCGAGAGGUGUCUGGUGGUGAAGGUCGGCAAGAAGGAGGUCCUGACCGUGAAGUACUAGAUUCCAGAUCCCAGUCAAGGAUUGUUGACUUGUUGGAGUCUCUGCAAUCGGGCUGUGAGAAUGGGGACACGCUCUCCACUGUAGGAGUUGAUCUGAUCGGGUCGGGUGGUGCCAGCACCGGAAGUCUCGUUCAAGAGACAUUGUGUGAUGCACAUAGGAGCGGGAACAUGGAUUGUAGGAGAUAUUAGUUAUAGGUACGUCGGAAGCGACGCAGUUGGGGUUGUCGAGGACGUCGGCAGCUUGAUUGUGUUUAAGGGAGGACCACUUCGUUAUUCAUCGUAAUGUGCAUCGGUCGAGAUCAGCGUCCAUUGUUGCGACGCUGAAGGCCGCUACCUGCAAA